AUGGGACUUCAAGCUAGUUUUCACCAUUUCAUCUUCAAACUGAAGAGUGAAAAUCGAAAAGAUUACAUUUACCCCAAAUGGAGGAAGAUAUCAUGCCAUGAAAAGCGACAGAACAGUUCUUGGUCGUUCAGGAAAUCCUCAAUUUCUAGCAGGGCGCGACUGAUGACCGCCCGCUUCAAACUCCACACUACCUGUCCUUCCAAAUACAGAAUUAAGGAUGGAGAACUUUCCGUGGCAGAUCAUGUAGAAGAUUUGUGCGUUGGGUUCACAGAGGCAAUGGGUCCUUGUUCAGAAGUUCCUUCGGAUAAAACUUCCCCGUAUCAGACCACAUCUUCGAUCUCUACGAACUCAGGAAACAGGCCUCCUGCACCUGUAUCCAUGGGUCAUGGUUCCUCGCCAUUCGUUGAGGUUGACAGGCAUACAAGCGUUGGAAAAUGCGACUCUAUCAUGGCGGAUGUCCGUUCUAUACAUGCUACACAUUCCGGCAAGCCUCAAGGAAAUUUGCCAUCUACCCUGAAUUCUCAAAUCACUCCCCAAUCAUCCCCCACCAAUAACGUCAUGGAUCAAAAUAGGGUCCAAACUUCACCAACAAGCGUUCUACCUAGAGAGCCAUUGCCGAACGCGAUUUACAUUUCAAACUCAACCCGGUCUUAUGAUUUUCCCAUGACUAUUGGCCGAACUGUGAAACGAUUGGAAGAUGAGGUGCACCGGAGUUAUGAAGAACUUCGAACAUUGAAGAAGGAGAUAGCCGGUCUAAGGGACAAAGAGUCAGAAUUGCAGCAAAGAAAUCAGCGUGAUAGAGAAGAAUGCAGUAGAGCGGCAGCAAUGAGUGGAUGGAUACGGGUUGCAACCAGGGGCGACUCUCGGCUCGAUAAUUUAUCUAAGGUAUUUCAAGGAGAAGAUCAGGCCAAAGACGCAUUGAGGGAAGAGCUGUCGAAAGUGAUGAUCUUCAGAAACGAUAUGCUGCCUGAAGGACUCCCUCAGAAAAGGGCCAAAAAAUUCUUGCUCGAAGCGCUUCUUGCUCACCAUGUCUUUACGAAUGUUUUCUCGUCGCCAUUCUCUUUUCUCGGAGAUGAGUCAACGAGCUUGGAUUCUAUUUAUAGAGCGGGAUUAUCAUGGAGCGUCGCAGAUGCCAACAAAUGGCGCUCUGAUACACUGAGGCUGUUGUUCCCGGAGGCUUCGGAAAAUGAUAAAGCUGAGGCUGUCAGACUCAAGAUACCACCUUUACUUGAUGAUAGAGCGAAAAUUCAAGCAGAUAACUUCUUCAAAAGCCCUGCUCGGUGCUUCUUCGAUGCAACCCCAGAGCUAACGGUCGGUCUCCAAAAGAUAUACCAGCGGGCCGCUGGUCUAGCCUACCAUCUCUGGACUCGACGAUCAAUGCUCAAAAUAGUCACGCGCAAGGACUUGAACUCUUUCUUCCACAUUCGUGACCGACAGAUGGCUCUCCACACUAGCGUGCAAGAAGAUAUCGAAAAUAAGCUAACAGGCCAACUUAUUAGUCUGGUGAUUUACCCCGGUGUUGUGGCCUAUGGCUUGGACGAGUGUGUGGAUUAUGAAACUCCACGACCGUGGAUGCCAGCGAAAGUUUGGUUGCACAAGCCUUUGUCGGAAAAGUCACAAGUACCAGUUGGGCAGGAUUCGGCGAUGAAAGAAUAG
This is a messenger RNA of Botrytis fragariae, 1656 nucleotides long. RefSeq lists its product as uncharacterized. The coding region runs from base 1 to 1656 and encodes 551 amino acids. Lineage: Eukaryota; Fungi; Ascomycota; Leotiomycetes; Helotiales; Sclerotiniaceae. The record is from RefSeq and is a predicted model, not a curated record. The transcript is spliced from 3 exons.